Triticum urartu is the source of this 3090-nucleotide messenger RNA. Lineage: Eukaryota; Viridiplantae; Streptophyta; Magnoliopsida; Poales; Poaceae. The record is from RefSeq and is a predicted model, not a curated record.
AUGGAGGAAGGGGUCGGGUGGCUAGCGCUGGCCAUCCUCGCAAGCCCCCUGAUCGACAAGCAUGAUCCCUGGGUUAGCGAAGCCGGGCUCGCAGAGGAGAUCGACGGGCUCAAGUCUGAAAUCAAGGGAGUCCACAUGGUGGUCUCUGCUGUGAAGGGCAGGGCGCUCGGGAACGAGGCACUGGCUGGAUCUCUUGUUCAUCUCAAGGAGGUGCUCUAUGACGCCCGAAACCUGGUCGACGACCUCGACUACUACAGGCUCCAACAAGGCAAGCCCGCUUCGAUCGAGCCAACAAGUAGCAGCCAUGGCAAGAGGCUACGGUCCAAGGCAUGGGACCAUUUCGUCGUGACAAGAGAUGGUUAUGAUAACCCUGUGCAGGCAGAAUUUUGUAAUUCAUCCAGCAGAAAAAGAAUGAGAAUUGGUCGUGAGUCAACACAAGUCACCACAGAUAACACAAAGCUCUGGAACAAGGACGGAUUUUCGAGCAGGUUACGAGAAUUAAUUAAUCAGUUGCAAGGCAUCCAAGGGGAUGUGAGAGGAGUUAUAAAUAUACCUGUGCUAGAUUCUGUUGCAGCUUCAAAUCACCGUUGGAGUACAACCUAUUUUGCAUGCCGAAGAACAUCGAGUCUUCAUCAAAGGAAAAUGUACGGGAGAUCUGCAGAGAAAAAUUUUAUCAUCAAGUUGAUAAGCGAACACAAAUCAGCUGGUGGUGUCACUGUUCUGCCUAUUGUAGGCAUCGGAGGAAUUGGGAAGACAGCUCUGGCUCAACUUGUAUACAAUGAUCCAGCAGUGGAAAAUCAAUUUGACCACAAGAUAUGGAUUUGGGUGUCUAACAACUUUGAUGAAGUGAGGCUCACAAGGGAGAUGUUAGAUUUUGUGUCACAGGAAACACAUGGAGGGCUUUGCAACCUUGCCAAGCUUCAGGAGAUCUUGAAGGGUAAUAUCAAGUCAAAGAGGAUUCUACUUAUUUUAGAUGAUGUUUGGGAUGACAAAAAUGACUGCCAAUGGAACCAGCUGUUGGCUCCUUUUAAGUCUGACAAUGCAAACAACAAUUUGAUACUAAUGACAACUAGAAAACCAUCUGUUGCAAAAAGGAGAGGAACGGCUGAACCAAUUAAGUUAGGUGCGUUGGAAAAAGAUGAUUUCUGGUUAUUGUUUAAAGCACAUGCAUUUGGUGAUGAGAACUACGAAGAGCAAGAAAGUCUAAGUGGCAUAGGACAAAAAAUAGCACACAAGUUAAAAGGAAACCCAUUAGCGGCACAAACUGCAGGAGCACUAUUAAUAGAGCAUCUCACCGUUGAACAUUGGACUAACGGUCUGAAGAAUGAAGAUUGGAAAUCGCUGCACCUCAGUAGUGGAAUUAUGUCAUCUUUGAAGUUUUGCUAUGACGAGCUGCCCUUCCAUUUACAGCAGUGCUUCUCAUAUUGUUCUAUAUUCCCAUACGGUUAUCAGUUUCCCGCGGAGGAGUUAGUCUAUAUGUGGAUUUCACACGGAUUUGUGAAGCUAGACGAUUCAAGUGCGAGUUUAAAGGAUACGGGAUGGUACUAUCUAACUGACUUGGUGAACCUGGGCUUCUUUGAGCAAGUCAUCUCUUCGGUCAGACAAACUUCCUAUUCCAUUAGUGGUCUCAUGCAUGAGUUUGCAAGGGUUGUUUCAAGAACGGAGUGUGCAACAAUAGAUGGUAUAUAUUGCAAUGAAAUAUUGCCAACUGUACACCAUUUGUCAAUACUAACUGAUUCAAUAUAUUCCAUGGAUGAUCAGAUGAGCAACAUACCUUGUAGCAAGAAGUUUGAAGAAAAAUUGAGAAGUUCAUUUACAUCAGUGAAAAAAUUGAGGUCAUUGGUGUUAAUUGGGCAGUAUGACUCUUUCUUCUUCAAAGCCUUCCAAGAAGUAUUCCAAAAGGAACAUCAUUUGCGAGUGCUGCAUUUGUCUGCAACAUCUGCUGAUUUUCAUUCCUUCUUGUGUAGUAGGGUAAAUCAUAGACAUCUCCAGUAUCUGAAACUUCAGGACAGUCAUGUUGAGUUGGGUUCCUCGCCUCAAGUUUCGAGCAAGUUUUUCAAUCGAGUGUUAGAUGGUUGGCUUACCUCUUUACAAACAAUUCAUCUAGAGAACUGUGGAGAAUGCUGGAUAGUUCCAUCACUGAAAAGGCUUCCGUCUCUUACAAGGUUAUUUUUGAGAAACAUGCGGAAAGUAAGAGAAGUAUCGUUUCCGUCAUUGGAGGAGCUAGUUUUAGUUGAAAUGUCAGAGUUGGAGAGUUGUGUGUGCACUUCUCUGGGAGAUAUGAACUCUAGUUUAAGGGUAUUGGAUAUCCGAAAUUGCCACAAACUCAAGAUGUUUGAUUUGCUUGAGAAACAUCAUAGCUUCAAAAUGAAGAAGGCUUUGAAUUCUGUAAUGCUGCACUCCUGUACAUCGUUGGAAGACUUGACAAUUAGAGAAUGCAAAUCACUCACUGCAUUACACGGCAUGGAAUCGCUCAGGACUCUCAGGGCUUUGGCACUAUAUUCGAACUCAAGUUUGGAGCUUCUAGAGCUGAAACCGUUGACACUGCUGGAAGAUCUUGAGAUUGUACACUGUACUUCGCUCGUCCCACUAGAGGGCUUGCGAUCCCUCGUGAACCUCAGGCAUUUCAAAGUAGUCGGAUCCCUGACAGGGUUUGGAGAGAGUUGUGAUGGGACCAUUUUCCCUAGACUGGAAAGUCUUACUAUCGAUAUGUUGUCUCGCCUUACCACGCCAUUCUGCAAGGGCCUUACCUGCCUCCAACAACUAAAGCUAUAUGAUUUGAAAGAAGCAAGAUUAACAGAUGAGCAAGAGAAGGCACUUCUGCAGGGCCUCCGACCUUCGCUGGAGAAACUUCAUAUAGUAUGUUGUGAUGAUCUGGAAGAUCUUCCUGCGGGGCUGUACAACCUUCCUUCCCUCAAGAAACUGAAGAUCGAGUGUUGUAAGGGCCUCUCACGGCUGCCCAAGGAGGGCCUCCCACCCUCGUUGGAACAGCUCAAGGUCGAAGACUGCGGCAACAAGCUCUCAAAACAAUGCAGAUUGCUAGCAACAAGCAAACUAAAGGUCAAGAUUGAGGAGCCCUUUCUGGGAUGA